Molecule: messenger RNA, 509 nt
Organism: Strigops habroptila (Kakapo)
Lineage: Eukaryota; Metazoa; Chordata; Aves; Psittaciformes; Psittacidae
Product: glycine cleavage system H protein, mitochondrial-like
Exons: 5
Coding region: 1-477 (158 amino acids)
Biological process (GO): protein lipoylation; glycine decarboxylation via glycine cleavage system
Cellular component (GO): glycine cleavage complex; mitochondrion; cytoplasm
Source: RefSeq, a predicted model, not a curated record
AUGACAGGAAACCUGAGUCAGGUUUUUAGGGCCUUGGGCCUGUUCGGGCUAAAGAAGUUUGGCUCUGCCUCAGCAGCUCCUGUGCAGCACAGCUACAGAAGUGCCCGCAAGUUCACAGACAAGCAUGAAUGGAUAUCUGUUGAAAAUAGCAUUGGAACAGUAGGAAUCAGCAAUUUUGCACAGGAAGCAUUAGGAGAUGUUGUUUACUGUAGUCUUCCAGAAAUUGGGACAAAAUUGAGUAAACAUGAUGAGUUUGGAGCUUUGGAAAGUGUGAAAGCUGCUAGUGAACUCUACUCUCCUCUCUCAGGAGAAGUGACUGAGAUUAAUGAUGCCCUUGCAGAUAAUCCAGGGCUUGUCAAUAAAUCCUGUUAUCAAGAUGGUUGGCUUAUCAAGAUGACUGUGGAAAACCCUGCUGAACUUGAUGAACUGAUGAAUGAAGAUGCCUAUGAGAAAUACAUAAAAUCCAUUGAGGACUGAGCUGGAAUAAUGGAAUAAAUCCAUAUAAAAUA